This is a messenger RNA of Impatiens glandulifera, 1132 nucleotides long. Its product is annotated as translin-associated protein X. Gene Ontology annotation, molecular function: RNA binding; RNA endonuclease activity; sequence-specific DNA binding. The coding region runs from base 161 to 904 and encodes 247 amino acids. The transcript has 7 exons. The record is from RefSeq and is a predicted model, not a curated record. Gene Ontology annotation, cellular component: cytoplasm; nucleus. Lineage: Eukaryota; Viridiplantae; Streptophyta; Magnoliopsida; Ericales; Balsaminaceae.
ACUUCUUCAUCCUGCUUUAGCUACCACUGAGCAGACCCAGACCCCAUCGGGUUCUUCCUCUUCUCCAAGCAGCGGCAAGGAACCAGAUUGAAAGGUCUAAGCCAACAUUCGAGAUAGACCCUUUUCAAGCCAUUAUCACGCUUAGCUUGGAUCAAGGACAAUGGCUGCUGUUGGCUCCUCCAUGACAGACGCUUUCGCCAAAUACGCUGAGUAUCUCAAUAAACUGAAUGAUAAGCGGGAAAGAGUGGUAAAAGCAAGUCGUGACAUCACAAUGAAUAGUAAGAAGGUGAUAUUUCAGGUGCACAGAAUCAGUAAAGAAAAUAAAGAGGAAGUUUUGAAGAAAGCUGAAAAGGAUCUUGAGGUUGUGACAAAUCAGCAUGUUGCUCGACUCGUAAAAGAACUCCAAGGAACUGAUUUUUGGAAGCUAAGAAGAGCUUACUCUCCAGGGGUACAAGAGUAUGUUGAAGCAGCAACAUUUUGUAAAUUCUGUAGAUUUGGGACUCUUUUGAAACUUGAAGAGAUCAAUGCUACACUUUUGGCAUUAACUACUGAUCCAUCACUGAAGCCUUUGGAAAUAAAUGUUCUUGAUUAUGUCUUGGGGAUAGGAGACCUGACAGGAGAGCUUAUGAGGCUGGCUAUAGGACGGAUUUCGGAUGGAGAACUUGAAUUUGCAGAGGAGAUAUGCUCUUUCACACGUGAAAUCCAUCGAGAGCUAACCUUGGUUGCUCCAAGAAUGGAUGACAAUUUUGACAUGAAACAAAAGAUGGAUACUAUGUUGCAAAGUGUAAUGAAAAUUGAGAAUGCUUGCUUUAGUGUUCGGGUUAGAGGAUCAGAAUACAUUCCUCAUCUUGGAUCCGGUGAUUCCAGUUACUUUUCCUUGUUAGGCGCACCCGAUAAUGAAUGAUCUUAACCAAACCUAAUCUUUGCUCCAAUUGAGACUACAUUUUACUCAGUAUUCUGGAGGAAAGUUUCACCUUUUACAUGUUGGGAAAAAUAUUACUCUUUAGGAUUCUUUUUUUGAUUCUAUGGCUUAACAAACUGCUAUCCAUGCUUAUUAAACUUACUUGAAAUUUUCACAUAUCAAUAUCCCAUUCCCCCAUUGGCAGUUAAUAUAGAGUAGCCAAUUCUGAUA